AUGAUGGGACAGAACAUCUGGAGAUUCAUAACCUCUGGGGUCCAUAGGAGCCACUUGGAGGAGGGCCCAGGGAAGAAUUUGCUGUUUUCUGUGGGAAACCAGUGGCGGUUGCUAGAGAUGACUCUGUACUUUGAAGCUGGAUUUGCUGCACCUUUCUUUACAGUAAAACACCAACUGCCUAAGAAAUAA
Rhinolophus ferrumequinum (greater horseshoe bat) is the source of this 189-nucleotide messenger RNA. RefSeq names its product cytochrome c oxidase subunit 7C, mitochondrial-like. Lineage: Eukaryota; Metazoa; Chordata; Mammalia; Chiroptera; Rhinolophidae. The transcript has a single exon. The record is from RefSeq and is a predicted model, not a curated record. Gene Ontology annotation, biological process: mitochondrial electron transport, cytochrome c to oxygen. Bases 1 to 189 code for a protein of 62 amino acids.